This is a messenger RNA of Penicillium concentricum, 366 nucleotides long. Its product is annotated as amidohydrolase 2. The record is from RefSeq and is a predicted model, not a curated record. The transcript has a single exon. The coding region runs from base 1 to 366 and encodes 121 amino acids. Lineage: Eukaryota; Fungi; Ascomycota; Eurotiomycetes; Eurotiales; Aspergillaceae.
AUGAUCCCAAACGAGCCUACACCCCCGGAAGACGCGCCGCUCAAAAAGUUGAUCGCGUUCUACAAAACUCUGUCAACAGAGACCAAGAACAGCACGCUGUUGCUCGUUCGGCCGUCUCCGUACAGAACCGACUGUACUGUCAUGAUGCAAUCCUUGCAAACUUUGAAAGAGCGAGACAUCAAUGCCUUUGGGAUCGCAAUUUUGAAUCUCGACAAAACCACCGACGCACAACUGAAAGAAAUACACGUCCUCGGUGUACGUGGAAUCCGACUGAAUUUCCAAGUAGACGGAAAAGAUGUCAACGUCGACAAACUGGUAGCAGAUCUCCUCCGUACUGCCGAUCGUAUUCAAUAUCUCCCUGGCUAG